Molecule: messenger RNA, 993 nt
Organism: Pteropus alecto (black flying fox)
Lineage: Eukaryota; Metazoa; Chordata; Mammalia; Chiroptera; Pteropodidae
Gene: RNF4
Product: ring finger protein 4
Exons: 8
Coding region: 18-860 (280 amino acids)
Biological process (GO): positive regulation of transcription by RNA polymerase II
Molecular function (GO): transcription factor binding; zinc ion binding
Source: RefSeq, a predicted model, not a curated record
CAAGAGGGGCGGAGCCGAUGCCUCAGGAGCGGAAGUGGCUCGCUAUUGAGGCGGUGGCUUCUUGCUGGAGGGCUUCUCCUCAGCAGCUUCCGAAGGUGCAUCCCAGCUCGAGUGCGGCGGCGGCCGCGCCUGCGGGACCAGCCGCGCUCCAAGAACUGACGACCCUGGCAGUCUGUCUGCCGCCCAGAGGGUGGGUGAGCAGCGGGCGCGAGCGCUUGGGAACACCCGGCAUCCUGCAGACCGUGGCCCAGGUCACCUCCUCCUCUAGGUCGCAGCCAAGGAGCACAAUGAGCACGAGAAAGCGUCGCGGAGGGACACUGAGCUCCAGACAAGCCCAGAAGCGAACUCGGGAAGCAGCCUCCACCCCUGAGAUGGCCUUGGAAGCCGAACCCAUAGAACUCGUGGAGAGCGCUGGAGACGAAAUAGUGGACCUCACCUGUGAAUCUUUAGAGCCCGUGGUCGUGGACCUGACUCACAACGACUCUGUCGUGAUUGUUGAUGAAAGGAGACGGCCGAGGCGGACCGCCAGGAGGCUGCGCCAGGACCACGCUGACAGUUGCGUGGUGAGCAGUGAUGACGAGGAGCUGGCCAGGGACAGGGACGUGUAUGUGACCACCCACACUCCCAGGAACACCAGAGAAGAGGCAGCUACAGGACUCAGGCCCUCGGGUACUGUCAGCUGUCCGAUCUGCAUGGACGGGUACUCAGAGAUUGUGCAGAAUGGGCGUCUCAUUGUCUCCACAGAGUGUGGCCACGUCUUCUGCAGCCAGUGCCUGCGAGACUCCCUUAAGAAUGCCAAUACUUGUCCAACCUGCAGGAAAAAGAUCAAUCACAAACGCUACCACCCUAUUUACAUAUGAAGCGUGGCGAGCCGCUCAGGACACGUGGCCGGACAGCGGCAGCCCGGCGGGGUCUCCGUGUGGCCUCGGCGGGUUGUCUGCCUUCAGUCUCCUGAGCUCAAAAAGACUAGUUCAAGACGCACGUCUGCUAUGU